GAAAGAUUGCGAUUACCACGGGCUUAAAUUUACAUAAAGCCAAUAUUAAAGUCGCAGAACUGUCAAGAAGAGAAGGAUAUUUCCUAAUUUCUAUUUACAAAGACGUUUUGAUAUACAUCGGCAAUAUACAGAUACAUAGGCCAAGGUGAUCUCUCUGUAAGAUGUCUCCAGUGCCAGAUGAAGACCCAGAUAAGCAAGGUAUUGAGGACAUUGAAGACAUGGACACCCCCAACAUGGUGAUGCCAGCCGUCAUGGAGGACAGUGAGGACGAGGAGGACACUGUCCCCCAGGGCUACCAGCCUCUGUCUCAGGGACCAGAGGACAUGAAUGGAAACAAUUUUGAUGAAGAUUCUGACGAUGACUCUGGCAUGUCAGAAGGAGAGGAAACUGGUGGUCAGAAUGUCGCUAUGGGUACUGGAAUAGUACCAAGUGGACUUUAUCCCAACUAUCCUGAAGGAGACCUUCCAUCAUAUUUACAGGUACCUGAUCUUCCACAAACAGACAAGAAAGAUAUGCUGUGGAACCAACCACGUCUCGCCAGCGCUGAUGGAAUGGACUCAGGUCAAGCAGCUGCUGUUAAGAAUGCAAUGAAGGGAUUUGAACUUCCUGGAUGUAGCAUACCUGACUGGGCCAAAAAUGUAUCAGAGGACAAAUGGAAAGAGCAGCUUAUGUCUCGCCUGUCUACCCACGGCCCCCGAGAUAAUAUCUUCUCAGCCUCCCUUGUGUCUAGCAGUGAGAUGUCGUCACAGAGCUCCGAAAGCAGCCUCAGUGAAGCAGAGAAGGAAAUUGGCUGAGAGUAUUCCAUACUCUUGUGAAAUAAACUAUUGCAUGAAGGAAUAAUGUGCGUGAAUGUGAAAGAAAUUGUUUAUGGUAAACUGACUUUUUCUGAAUCCAGCCAUGAUGUAUGCCGUAACUGUACUGCAAAACGUCAGUCACUUUCACCGACUCAUUCACUCACUAUCUAACCACUGUCUCCAACGAAGAUGAUGCUUGUUAAAAUUAGAAUAAAAAUACUUUCAAUUACAAUGACCGAAAAAAUGUACCGGUACUGUUGAAAAAAACAAUUUGUUCAGCGUCUCAUGUCAGAGAAAAAAAAUUGCAUGUCUUAAACAUUUUUUUGGUUUUUAACAAAAAUCCCAGCCCCUGAGAAUAAGAUGUAGCUGUUCCUUACGCAGUUGAGUGUUGACAUCAGAUCCAGUGUCUAUAAGUCCAUGCACUAAUGACUUGACUUUUGAAGGUGUUAAUGUCAUUAGUAAGCUCCAGUAGCAUAGUGCAGUACAAUUGCUGGGUUUUGUUGCUACUGCUCCAAACCACAAAGCUGCUUUUGGUAAGGACUGAACAUUUAGUACUGCAGGCUGAAGAAUGCUUAGUCCAUAAAUGCCUUUGUUUUCUUUCUUUUCUGUCUUAAUUGCUGAAAUAAGACAAAAACUAAAUUUAGAAACCCUGCUUGAUCAAAUUAACUGUGAAUCAUGUGUAUUGCUGCUUUUACAGGAAGUAACAUUUCUUGGUGAUAUUUAAAGUAUUUCUAUGCCAGACUUCUUUAUUUCUUGGUUUAAAGCUUUGUGUGAAAAAAUCCUGGUUGGUAGCCCUGUUAGGUGGGAUUUACAAAAAUCAUUUUUUAUUUUUUUCAAAACAUUUACAGUGCUGAUGAAGCCAAUCUUGUCAGUCUUGCAUUUUAAUAUAUUGUGAAAGUAAUGUAUAUUUUGUAGUGAAAAUCCAAGUGUAAUGUGGUCUGCUCUACUCAUUGCUUUAAUGGCAGUCAAUGGUAGGGUUCUCCCAUGUCCAUGUACGCAAGGGGUUCAUUUCACCUCAGGAGAUAUAAAGAGCCUCAUUUCAUCAGCUGACUA
Molecule: messenger RNA, 1847 nt
Organism: Haliotis rufescens (red abalone)
Lineage: Eukaryota; Metazoa; Mollusca; Gastropoda; Lepetellida; Haliotidae
Exons: 4
Coding region: 162-794 (210 amino acids)
Biological process (GO): spermatogenesis
Source: RefSeq, a predicted model, not a curated record